Messenger RNA from Danio aesculapii, 2383 nucleotides. RefSeq lists its product as uncharacterized. NCBI's taxonomy places the organism in Eukaryota, Metazoa, Chordata, Actinopteri, Cypriniformes, Danionidae. The record is from RefSeq and is a predicted model, not a curated record.
AGCCAAUUAUCACUCUACUCCUUAUCAGUCUUGCUCUCUUCCUCUGUUCUCUAGCUGUCCUAACUGUGUGUGUUUACUGACUGUCCCCACAGAGACUACAAGUUAGAUGCACGCCCCCCAGAGGAUCACAGUCACAGAGAACAACACCCACCUGUUUAUUCCACACUCAACAGUAGCUCAUACCUGACAUUACACCCUGACACUCUUUGUUUGCUAUUUGUUUUUGUUUUGUUUUUGUUCUUUUCUCUCUCUCUCCCCCCUAGGUCUGUGUCAGUUUUAGGUCUUCCCCCUAACUGCUGCAAAACAUGGCUCGCCCCAAAGACCCUGUUGGCCACUGGAAGGACCUAGAAGCAUGGCUAAGUGUUGCAACGGACAGCCUCCUCCCUAAGGCCGCCGAAACGCUACAGCAUCUGACACAGGACCAGCUGGAUGAGAACCUAAACAGCCUUAUGACGCAAGACCCAAGCAAAAGCUACAAUCACAAAGACCUAGCCAAGAUCACAGGUACUCUGAGUCACGUCCUCAUUGCCACCCUCAAGCUGAGUGACAGGCAUUCCACCCAGCUCCAGCACAAGCUGACACAUAUGCAAUCCCACAUCAACCAGCUAGAACUGGAGGCUCAGGAACGACCGGAACAGCCAGAUGAGACUGAUCAAGCUGCCAAAGAGGAGAUCGAUAAACUUCAAGAGACUCUAGCCGCCACCACCCAAGAAAUGGAACAAGCCAAAGCCGACCAUGCUGACGUUGCUAACAAGCUUGAGUAUGUCGAACAGCGACUGGAAGAGGUAAAUGCUGACUCUAAAGACAAGGACAGCAGAACCAAAGUCUUCGAAACUCACCUGAGUGAAGCUAGACAUGAGAUCAGACGACUAACGCAGCAGCUGGACUACAUCAAAGAAAAGUCCAACAGCAUUAAAGAUGAACUCAAGCAUGCACAUGAACUGACACACAGUGAGAAAGCUGAGAGUUCACUGCCAAAACCCUCACCAGCUCCCUCUCUUCCAGCCUGCCAUGUAUCACCAUGUGGCCUGGACCUUAGAGACCUUGACAAGCUAGUCAAGAACCUGGGCAAGUUCACGCCGAAUUUGCCAGGCAGCCAAGAUGUUCACGCCUAUCUUCAAGACAUUGACUUUCACUUGGAAAUGAGACUCAAUGUCACUGACAAAGAUAGACUGUAUUUGCUCCUAGCAACCUCCAGCCCUGAAGUACGCAGCUUCCUGGACCGUCAGUCUGCUCACACAAAGACUGACUACCUCCUGCUCCGAGAAGCCCUCAUCAGAGAGUUUGAUGACAUCGAGUCUGAACAAGGACUUGUAGCUGCCCUGGAGACGAAACAAGGUUGCCGGUCUUCUCAAGCCUACUAUAGCAGACUCAGACGAGCCUACUUCGGCACCUUCAAUGAACCUGAGAUGGAAGAGGACCUGAACUUCAAAAUUCUCUUCCUGAGAAACCUUCAUCCUGGGGUAAGCCACCAUCUUGGGGUUCUUACAUGCCCCCACACGAUGAACACUCAGCAAUUACGAGAUUUGGCACAUAAAGCCUACGUCAAACAAAGGACGACUUCAGAAAAGACUGCCAAAAUCCCUGCUGUUUAUGACUUCAACACCCAAAGUCAAGAUCUGGCCCUUGAGGGUGCCCAAGGCCCAGACAAUGCUAAACUACCUCCCAGUGAGUGGAAUGUGUCGUCUUACCAUAGACAACGAGACAGUCAUGCUGAUACCAGACCUAAACAGUGGAACAGCAGCUUGAAAGGACUGUAUGGACGACAACACUCACCUGAACGUCACCGGGAGAGACCGUGGAACAGGUCCACCUCAUUUGCAAACCAAAGGGGGACAAGCUCGUGGGAAUCCAGUGGUACCUCCAAGGUAAAGCAACACCACCUUGACACAACCAGCCCAAGAGGUCAACGAAAGAACUCACAAAGAUUCCACGCUGAUCGAGCUCCAACUGAACCUCCAGAAGGAAAAACAUCACCAUGUUUUGACCCUCAGGAACUGAUGAAAAUGAUCCUGAAAGAGUUCAUCCAACGAAGGGAAGAGGAUCGGAAGUGGGAAAGGAAAGGAAAACCUGAUUCUGCCUGACAAGCAACGACCUCACAAAACAGCACCUCUUCACCUCACUUACAGAGAAAUGUAAAAGACUCAAUAGACUGUACUUGAACACCAGAGUUAGACGCUAACUCAACACCUGAUGCCUCAGGUCACCACUGCAUCACACAAACACUUGUGGAUGAAACCCUUCCAACUCCUAAGAGUGCCGUCUUGGUCGUUUGCCACUCCACUGAACUCAGAAUCAAUCCAAAUCCUACCUGUGCCAUGCCAACUCCAGUCCCUCAACUCCAAGUGACCAGAAAGGGGGAAGAUCCAACCUGCUGACACAG